GAGAGAACAAACAAGACCGCCUUUCUUCGCUGAUGCUCAGCCGCAACUUUUGGGAGUUGAAAGUGGUUGUUUAAGCUGUCGCUGUGAGCAGGUUGUCGUGCACCAUCAACAAUUACUUUUCAUUUACUUCCUUGCCGCACUCUUGCAGCCUACCUACUCGCUUACACUUCUCUUCUGGGCCGGCUACAUUGACAGAGCGGAACAAUGUCCGUUCCAAGAUCGGAAUAUCUCAGCAACGUCUGGGCCAACGACAUCUUCGCCAACCGCGUGUUGUUCAUCACAGGCGGCGCCGGCACCAUUGGCAGCGCCCAGACGAGGGCGCUGGUGCACCUCGGCGCCGAUGCCUGCAUCAUCGGGCGCAGCGUCGAGAAGACCGAGGCCGCGGCCAAAGAGAUCGCAAAGGUCCGCGAUGGCGCGAGGGUGCUCGGCAUCGGCGGGGUUGACGUCCGGAAUUUUGACACCCUCAAAGCGGCUACAGAUCGCUGCGUAAACGAGCUGGGAGCCAUCGACUAUGUCAUCGCCGGCGCAGCAGGCAACUUUGUCGCCCCCAUCUCCGGCCUGAGCCCCAACGCCUUCAAGACCGUCCUUGACAUCGACACAGUCGGCACCUUCAACACCAUAAAAGCCACCAUCCCCCACCUCAUCGCCUCCGCCGCCCGCAACCCCAACCCCAACCCCAACCACUCCCACCAAACCGGCGGCCGCUUCCUCGCCGUGUCGGCAACCUUCCACUACACGGGCAUGCCCCUGCAGUCGCACGUCUCGGCUGCCAAGUCGGCCAUCGAGUCCUUGACGGCCUCGCUAGCGCUCGAGUACGGGCCCCUGGGCGUGACGGCCAACUGCGUCUCGCCGGGCGCCAUCGAGGGCACCGAGGGCAUGGAGCGGCUGGCGAGCAGCCUCGUUGGUCGCCGGGAACGGAGCAAGGCGGUCCCCAGCGGGCGGUGGGGCACGGUGCGCGACAUUGCCGACGCGACCGUCUUUUUGUUGAGCGACGCGGGGAACUACGUCAACGGGACGACGCUGGUUGUCGACGGGGCCGGGUGGAGGAGGCAGGGGGCUGUUUCGGUCGGUUUGGAUCCGGGGAUGGUGUAUCCGGAUUUCCUGGUCAAGGGGGAGGUGAGCAGAAACUUGAAAGAUGGGAGGAAGAAGGCGAAGUUGUGAGCCAGGGGGUUGCCGUGAGAAUCAGGGGGUUGUUCGAGCUGAUGUUUAAUUGGGAACAUGCGGAAGGGGGUCAACUAGCAUUUAGGUGUAUAGUGGAGGGCGUUGUAUACCAAGCAGGCAUGUAUCGCAUCACCCAUUGUAUCAAGCAUUGUUUUUCACACACAAACCUCCGCCUCCUCCCCCCCGGCUCCUCCCCCGCCCCUUUUCUCCUUUCGGGCUGACACGAUAGGAGUAAAACAGAUGUACAUGGGUCGUA
This is a messenger RNA of Parathielavia appendiculata, 1417 nucleotides long. RefSeq names its product NAD(P)-binding protein. The record is from RefSeq and is a predicted model, not a curated record. Gene Ontology annotation, biological process: fatty acid catabolic process. Gene Ontology annotation, cellular component: peroxisome. Bases 205 to 1161 code for a protein of 318 amino acids. Gene Ontology annotation, molecular function: 2,4-dienoyl-CoA reductase (NADPH) activity. The transcript is spliced from 4 exons. NCBI's taxonomy places the organism in Eukaryota, Fungi, Ascomycota, Sordariomycetes, Sordariales, Chaetomiaceae.